Molecule: messenger RNA, 2326 nt
Organism: Xyrauchen texanus (razorback sucker)
Lineage: Eukaryota; Metazoa; Chordata; Actinopteri; Cypriniformes; Catostomidae
Product: forkhead box protein J2-like
Exons: 10
Coding region: 255-1847 (530 amino acids)
Biological process (GO): regulation of transcription by RNA polymerase II
Cellular component (GO): nucleus
Molecular function (GO): DNA-binding transcription factor activity, RNA polymerase II-specific; RNA polymerase II cis-regulatory region sequence-specific DNA binding
Source: RefSeq, a predicted model, not a curated record
UGUGACAUUCAACACAGGCAGAAAGGGAGGGGGAUUGAGAAAGAAAGGGAAGAACUUUUUUCCGAUAGAUUUUCUUCUCCCAAAUGCAACAUUUAUACAAAAAGAUUUGACUUAGACACUUUUACUGGCAAAGGAAUGCUGCAAUAAGCAGAAAGGAGAGAAGAGAAAGGAGUAAACGUUUGCUGAACUCCCUUAGGUACUCCUGUGUAACAGAUGACAGCAUUAAAAAUUGACAGUGUGAAGUCUGUGGCCUCAUGACAGAAGACGUUCCCUUGAGCAUGACUUCAGAAUUGGACUCUAGUUUGACCAGCAUUGACUGGCUUCCCCAGUUGGGAAUCAGCACCUUGCGUUCAGGAAAAGAAAGAGUUGAACGAAAGAAAGAGCGAGGAAAAGUGAAGGAUAUCCAUCCCAUACCUACAGUGUCCCCUGCAUCUUAUUCCAAAGGGAAGCCUCCACACAGCUAUGCCACUCUCAUCGCCAUGGCAAUUAGUUCGGCCUGUGAAAGGAAGCUGAGUUUGAAUGACAUUUACACAUGGAUUAGUGAUACAUUUCCUUUUUAUAGCAGAGCAGGAAGAGGAUGGAAGAACUCAAUUCGGCACAAUCUAUCCCUCAAUAAAUAUUUCCGAAAAGUUCCUCGACCACAGAGUGACCCUGGAAAGGGCUCAUACUGGACGAUGGAUGGGUCACCUGAUUUAAUUCAUCACAGAGGUGUCAAGCGACCUUAUCCUGAAGACGAGGCUUCAUUCCCAGAAGCCCAAGAGCCAGUAAAUCAACUGGAGCCCCUCCCACCACUCCCAGAUGUCAAGAGCACAUUCUCUCCACCUCCAUGCAAGCAACGUCAAACUGCCCCAAUUCCUGCAUCUCUUCAUUCCUCUAUUCCUCCAAUCCCUCAUGUGGAUCCCCCUCUACGAUUCUCCUUUGCUGAUUUGAACCUACCGGACCUUUACAAUUCCUUUCAGUCUCUCUGUCGCUCUGUGAGAGAGAGAGUCACCUCACAUAUGGACGUUCCCAAUUUACUUGGACUUACCAACAACUGUACACCACUCCAUACACCAAACCUGCCUCCUCUCUCCCCUUGCCCAAACCUCAAUAAUAACCAAUACACCAACCCAAACCCAACCCUCAACCCCCUUAAUACCAAUGGUAACUUCAACCCAAAUACACUUGAUACUAACUCUAGUUUCAUCCCCAACUUACACCCAAACCACAACCAGAACCCCUCUAGCAUUCAUUCAAAUUCCAACACUGAUCCUGAAAAGCUGCUACAUAGUAAUGUUGUUCCAGAAGACUGUUUCAGUAGUGCCAACUCUCUGAGAGAGAGUUUCAGAAUUGCUAGUCUGGACUGGGCUAACAUUGACCUCACCUCUCACCCUGACCUGGUAGAGAGCAUGCGUCAAGCUGAGCUCUGUGACUGGGCAUUGGAUUCGAAACUCUUCACUUCGCUCUGUGAUUCGCUCAACCGUUUCUUCACUCAGAAGGGUCUCAUUGGCUCCUCUUCUUGUGGUCCCUCCUCUUUGGCACAAAUGACCCUACCUCCUCUCAGUAUGACGUCCACUAACCCUCCUACACUGGCUAGUUUGACACAACCAUCUCCACUGAUCUUCCCCUCCCAGAUUCCUCCUGGUGAACAUCCACUCCACAGUCCCAGGAGAAACCUGACCCCUCACGCCCAAAACCAGACACCACAGAGACUUCCAGGGCUGCAGCCCACAGCAAGCCAGCCUCUGACUCCAAACGCACUUCAAACUCAGCCACUGACUCCAAGAGGUCAUCCACCUCUGAAGAAUCUUCAUAGCAACAGUGAGGAGAUCCAGGAUGACUUUGACUGGGAUUCCCUGAUAGAGUGAUUUUUGUGCCAACAGAAACUUAUAGAAUACACAGUAAAAUAAAACACAUCACGAGCCAAUUUAUGAGACAAAUCCACAGUAUUUUUCAAGGACGUCACAUGAGGCCAACGCAUUAAUCUUUAAUGGUUGUUUCAUGUAAAUAUGGAACAAAAGCAGAUGUCCUUCGUACAACACAAAUUGAAAAGCAUUAAGCUAUUUGUGUUUAUCUUCAUUUUGACCCUUCCUUAUGUUUACUAUAGAACAAUGAACAAAAUAUAUAGUUGUUUGCAUGUUGAAAUGCUGGUACACAAUGAUUGACAGCAACUGAAGUUAACCAAACUUGACAAUGCCCUAUUCAUUCAGUGUUUAGUAAGUUAUUGAAAAUGGUGCUAGUUUGUGCUUAAACUGCUCCAAACCAUGAAAGACUGUGUGGGUCAAUCCUGAAAAUGAACAAUACAUAUGGGUGUAUUUUGACUGAAAAUAAAUAUGACAUUUGAUAC